CAUUCACCGCUCUCCAGUGGAGUUGCGAAGAAGCAACAGAAGAAGAGGAAGAGGAAGAUGAGCGAGACAAGGCCGGUACCGAGGAGAGAGAGUCCAUGGGGAAUUACAGGAGAAAACCACCCUGAACCCAAAGCUCACCGAUGCAAUGACCGUGUUGAAGAUGUCAUUCAGGCUUGCUUUGAGGGAAACCCAUUCAAGACUGUUCCAGGACCUUUCAAGCUCUUCUGGAAGUGCAUGCGUUCUAAACCUGGCGAGGAACCAACAGAGCCCUUUACCUAUUUGGAUUUGGAACCACUGAAGAGUGUGCCAAAGCCUGUGAAACCUGAGUAGUGCCAUUUUUACAAAUGCCUUGGAAAGAACAAUUUUGGCUCUCCGUGGUCUUUUUAUGGCUUCAACUUUUCAGUCCACCGGGAUGGUGUUUGCAAAGAUAAUAUGUAAUGUAAUUAAGUUGUCUUCAUUUCACUUUGUUACGCGAAAUAGAAGUUGUAUGCCUUUGUUCUGCACUUCAAUGUUGCUUGCCCAAUAAGGCAUGGCCAGUUGAAUUCUUGAAUAUUCUACCUGAUAAUCUAUUGAUUACUUGUUGGAUGUUAUAAACGCCAAUAACUAAUGUUUGGCUGGAUUAGUUUGAGGGUUUUCGUUA
Messenger RNA from Lotus japonicus, 640 nucleotides. RefSeq lists its product as uncharacterized. The transcript is spliced from 3 exons. The coding region runs from base 58 to 330 and encodes 90 amino acids. NCBI's taxonomy places the organism in Eukaryota, Viridiplantae, Streptophyta, Magnoliopsida, Fabales, Fabaceae. The record is from RefSeq and is a predicted model, not a curated record.